This is a messenger RNA of Plectropomus leopardus (leopard coralgrouper), 420 nucleotides long. NCBI's taxonomy places the organism in Eukaryota, Metazoa, Chordata, Actinopteri, Perciformes, Serranidae. The record is from RefSeq and is a predicted model, not a curated record.
AUGCUGAGAGAUCCAGAGAUGAGGAACAAGCUGAUCUCCAACCCCACCAACUUCAACCACGUGGCCCACAUGGGACCAGGAGACGGGAUCCAGAUCCUGAAAGACCUGCCCAUGGAGAGCCGUGCGGGUUUCAGCGGUUCAGUCAGCAUCCCCUCCAUCACCAAGAACCGGGGCGAGCCGGGCCGCUCCAUGAGCGCCAGCAGCGGACUGGGCAUACGAUCGUCCUCCCAGAACGGCAGCGCUCUCCGCAGAGAGCUGUCAGGAGGAAGCUACGGAUCCAAACGGCAGACCAUGACGUCUCCCUCGGAGAGCUCCCUGUCCUCUGGAGGAGGCAUGGACUGUGGUGACGCUCCGCUCUCACAGUUUGACAGAGAGGUCAGUGCAGACACACACCCUGAACACAGCGUCAUGUGCAGCUGA